CGGUGAGCUGAACCUAGGACGGAAAGGCCAAUUUAAGCCGUCUUAUCGCUGCUGCUGCAAGCUACCUUCCUAUCUCCUCGGUCGCCAACGACAGCACGCACGUGCUACAGCAUGCUCCAGUCGUGACCUCGGUAAACAGACGCCUGGCAGCUGUGACGCCGGCAGCUUUAGCAACGUCCGGGAUAUCGGCGUCAACAGCACCCACCACUGCAGCAGCAGGGGCAGCAAAGACCGCCGCAAAAGAAACAGCGGAUACUGCGGCAACAACUGUCUGGCUUCCAUGUCUGAGGGGUCCCAGACGCAGACGCUAUCGUUCGGCAACUUCCACAGCGAGCGACUGGCCGCCAAGUUCAUGGAUGUGGGGUCCGAUGGCGUGGUCAUCCUAUGCCACGGCUACGCCUCCACCAAGGACGGUUUCCUGUUUCCGCGACUCGCUGAGGAGCUAGCAGCAAGGGGGUUGAGCAGCCUGAGAUUCGAUUUUGCCGGAAACGGAGAAUCCGAGGGCACGUUCAGCUUUGGGAACUACUUCCGAGAGGUCGAGGACCUGCGGGCUGCCGUACAGUUCGUACGGGACAUACUGCAAAAGAGCGUACACGCGAUCAUUGGUCACAGCAAGGGCGGUAAUGUCGUACUGUUGUACGCGUCAAGGUACGGCGAUGUGCCGUAUGUAGUGAAUGUCGCGGGUCGAGGUGUCAUGUCACGUGGUAUCAAGGAGCGCUUCGGGGCGGAUAUAAUGGAUCGCCUAGCCGAGGUUGGGGCAGUGGAGCAGGAGGUUCGGCAAGACGGUGGACGACGGAUUAUCAAGUACUUGCUGACCAAGCAGCGCAUGCAACUCGACAUGCUGUCCGAGGCCGCCAAAAUCUCGAGAGGCUCUCAGGUGCUCACAAUCCACGGCAGCUCCGAUACCGUUGUUCCGGUGGACGAUGCACGACGGUUGGCAGGCGUUAUGCAGCAAUGUCGGCACACGCUGGUGGUGGUGGAUGGAGCGGACCAUAACUUCCGUCCGCCGAUGGCAGCGGCGCGGCUGAUUGAGCUGGUGCUGGAAUAUCUGGCAGGUCCGGAGUCCGCGGAGACGAGGGCGCCGGAGGCGACGGGAAAGGCUGCGGCGGAGGGUUCGGAGUUGCCAUGUUGAGGGACCUUAGAGCGGAGGUGUUUCGGUGGCUUGAGGCGUUUCGGACAACAUUGUAAAAGGCACUGACGACUCAAUAUCGGCAUCGACGGCAUUGACGGUAACAUAAUAUUAACGAGACGGGAGACGACCCACAUGACCGGAAGAUAAAUACACGGUAUUGGCUGGAUGGGUGUUGUGGGUGUGUGAAGGAGCUGUUUGUGAAGGAUGUUAGGACAGACGGGGUUUGGGAGUCUUAGUCCACAACUGCUGCUUGCAAUCCUUGCCCGUACAGCCGUACAGCUGUGUUGCCAACAUUCCUUCAUUAGGUGAGGUGCAGGCCUUGGUAGGGCCCCAGCCCUCAGUACCGGUGCUGAAAGUAACAGGGCGGGUGGGGGGCCAAAACCUGCAGCUCACUGGAGUGGAGGGCGAUAUAAAGCUCGCGUUGUUCGACUCUCGCAUGUUGCGACACGCUUGCGUCACGCGCAUCCUGUAAUAGCUUGUGGUGUCG
Messenger RNA from Volvox carteri f. nagariensis, 1619 nucleotides. RefSeq lists its product as uncharacterized. The coding region runs from base 281 to 1132 and encodes 283 amino acids. The transcript has 6 exons. The record is from RefSeq and is a predicted model, not a curated record. Lineage: Eukaryota; Viridiplantae; Chlorophyta; Chlorophyceae; Chlamydomonadales; Volvocaceae.